AUGUCAUUGCUGCUGGCGGACGACGGCGACUUUUCCUCGCCGAACGCGGGUGGCAAUGCGAGCAACUCUGGGUGGUUUACGGAUGCGUUUGAAGACGGCUCGACUGCCAUCCUGAGCGAGGGUCAGCUGGAGGGCUUCCACCGCUUCCUGGGCGACUAUGCCAACCAGCUGCAGGACAUUGAGGAAGCGAUUCAGGUGGACUCGCUGAGCGACUCUUGGGACCCCGAGCUCGACCCGAUCGCGCUGUCGACGGCGCCGUUCGAGGCGGCCACUGUGCUCGACCUCGUCCAGACAGACAACAAGGUGUUCAACAAGGUGCUUGCCGUGUUUGGCGCCGUCUGCAGCGAGCUGAACGAGCUCAAGCACGAGGCCGAAACAAAGUUCUACAACGUCCUGCUCAUGUACGGGGAGACGUUCGAGCACACCAAGCUCGAGGAAGGCGAUGUCCAGCUCAAGAUUGGCCGGUUGCUCCCUCUCCUCCAAGACUUGUCCAACUUUGUCACUCGCGUCCAGGAUGUCGUCAAGAACACGGUCCAGCAGCUGGGUGCUCUCUACACUGUCAACAAGAACACGCGCGUCAUGGAC
Molecule: messenger RNA, 585 nt
Organism: Capsaspora owczarzaki ATCC 30864
Lineage: Eukaryota; Filasterea; Ministeriida; Capsasporidae
Exons: 2
Biological process (GO): endosome organization; endosomal transport
Cellular component (GO): endosome; WASH complex
Source: RefSeq, a predicted model, not a curated record